Cyclopterus lumpus (lumpfish) is the source of this 5091-nucleotide messenger RNA. RefSeq names its product bromodomain and PHD finger containing, 1 (gene brpf1). The record is from RefSeq and is a predicted model, not a curated record. Gene Ontology annotation, cellular component: MOZ/MORF histone acetyltransferase complex. Gene Ontology annotation, molecular function: protein binding. The transcript has 17 exons. Gene Ontology annotation, biological process: regulation of transcription by RNA polymerase II. Bases 300 to 4376 code for a protein of 1358 amino acids. Lineage: Eukaryota; Metazoa; Chordata; Actinopteri; Perciformes; Cyclopteridae.
AAUACAAAAAACGGUUGCCCCCUUUUGUUCAGCCGAGUUCCUGAAUUAUUCACAACACAAUGAAAUGAAAUCGGGAUAUUAUGUUUUACAAACACCUUUCACUUGCUCGCGCGCGUCCCGCGAACCUCACCUGGGAUUAUCUCACGAAUUAAAACCUGCAACAACAACAACAACCACACAAAAAAAAAAAAAACGUCCGAUCUGGGUGCGAAGGUUCCCCCGAAGCUCCGCAGUCCCGAGGAACGUGGAGUAAUGUGAACGCGUAAACAGCAUCUGUCCCAGCAGUGGCUGCUGGCAGGAUGGGGCUGGACUUCGACGUGAAGACGUUCUGCCACAACCUGCGGGCCACCAAGCCCCCGUACGAGUGCCCCGUGGAGACCUGCCGGAAGGUCUACAAGAGCUACAGCGGCAUCGAGUAUCACCUCUACCACUAUGACCACGACAACCCGACUCCCGCGCAGGCGUUGCCCCAGAAGAAGAGAAAGGGGCGGCCCCCUCGCGCCUCCUUGGCCGGGUCGGGGGACACGGACGACGGCGGGGGUAACGGAGGCGGAGGACCCGGGCACGGGGGGAACACGCCGGGUAGCCCCAACCGGUCGGAUCGUUCUCACUCCCCGGGCAGAGAGACAAUGACGUACGCCCAGGCCCAGCGCAUGGUGGAGCUGGAGUUUCAAGGACGCCUCCACCGCAUCAGCAUCUUCGAGAACAUCGACGUGGUGUCGGAGGAGGACAGCGACGCGGAGGAUGCUCCUCCGUCCGGCGCGGGCGGCGGCGGCGGAGGAGGAGGAGGAGGAGGAGGGGGAUUGGGAUUGGGAUUGGGGGGGGUGUGCAACGGGAGCGACGGCGGAGCAGGUGGGAGCGAGUUGGGAGGCGGUGGCAAGGACCGGACGGAUAUCCCGUCCUCCAACGGCGGCAAGUCCACCCCGAAGUCCGGGAAGCACAAAAGCAAAGAGAAGAAGAAGGACGGCUCGUCCCAUCAUCACAGCGCUCAGUCCGGCCCCGCGGUCAAGCUCCCUGAGGCGGUGUUUAGAGAACUGGACCAGGAGAGACCCGAUGCCCCGCCUCGACCAUUAUCUUACUACAGGUACAUCGACAAGUCCGUGGAGGAGCUGGACGAGGAGGUGGAGUACGACAUCGACGAGGAAGACUACAUCUGGCUCGACAUCAUGAACGACAAGCGGCGGCGCGACGGCGUGACGCCCAUCCCUCAGGAGGUGUUCGAGUACCUCAUGGACCGCUUGGAGAAGGAGUCGUACUUCGAGAGCCACAACAAGGCCGACCCCAGCACCCUCAUCGACGAAGACGCCGUCUGCUGCAUCUGCAACGACGGCGAGUGUCAGAACAGCAACGUGAUCCUGUUCUGCGACAUGUGCAACCUGGCGGUGCACCAGGAGUGCUACGGCGUGCCCUACAUCCCGGAGGGCCAGUGGUUGUGUCGGCGCUGCCUGCAGUCGCCGAGCCGAGCCGUGGACUGCGCCCUCUGUCCCAACAAGGGGGGCGCUUUCAAACAGACGGACGACGCGCGCUGGGCUCACGUGGUGUGUGCCCUCUGGAUCCCGGAGGUCUGCUUCGCCAACACGGUCUUCCUGGAGCCGAUCGACAGCAUCGAGCACAUUCCUCCCGCCCGCUGGAAGCUCACCUGCUACAUCUGCAAGCAGCGCGGCUCCGGCGCCUGCAUCCAGUGUCACAAGGCCAACUGCUACACCGCCUUCCACGUCACCUGCGCCCAGCAGGCGGGCCUCUACAUGAAAAUGGAGCCCGUCAGAGAGACCGGGGCCAACGGCACCUCUUUCAGCGUCCGCAAGACGGCGUACUGCGACAUCCACACGCCGCCGGGGUCGGCCCGGCCCCUGGGCGGGGUGGGCGGCGCCAGCAUGGGCUCCUCCCACAGCGACGGAGAGCUGGACGACGACGACGAGCCCAGCAUCGGCCAGGACGACGACUCCAAGGGCUGGAGCUCCGAGCGAGCCAAGAGGGCGAAGGCCAAGUCCAGGCUGAAGAUGAAGCGAGCGAGGAAGAUCUUAGCGGAGAGGAGAGCGGCUGCGCCGGUGGUGUCGGUGCCCUGCAUACCUCCCCACAGGCUGAGCAAAAUCACCAGCAACCUGACGGUGCCCAGGAAGAGCCAGUUCAUGCAGCGGCUUCACAGCUACUGGACCCUGAAGAGGCAAAGUCGUAACGGGGUGCCGCUGCUACGCCGGCUCCAGACCCACCUGCAGUCCCAGCGGCAUAUCGAUCCGCUCCCACCGCCUCUGUCGCAACUCUCGCCGAUGACCUGCGCAAUUCGGGACAGCGAGGAGAAACAUUCGGCCUUAAAGGAGCAGCUGAAGGCGUGGCAGAGACUGAGGCACGACCUGGAGCGAGCCCGGCUCCUGGUGGAGCUCAUCCGCAAGAGGGAGAAACUCAAGAGGGAGACGAUUAAAGUCCAUCAGAUGGCGCUGGAGAUGCAGCUGACUCCCUUCCUGGUGCUGCUGAGGAGCACGUUGGAGCAGCUGCAGGAGAGAGACAUUAACAACUUCUUCACCGAGCCCGUACCGCUGGCAGAGGUGCCGGACUACCUGGACCACAUCGACACGCCGAUGGACUUCCAGACCAUGUGGAACCUGCUGGAGUCCCACCGCUACCUCACGUUCGAGGCCUUCGAGGCCGACUUCGGCCUCAUCGUCAACAACUGCCUCAAGUACAACGCCAAGGACACGGUCUUUUAUCGCGCCGCCCUGCGGCUCAGGGAGAUGGGCGGCGCCGUCAUACGAACCGCCAGGCGCCACGCCGAGCGGAUAGGCUUCGACUACGAGGCCGGCAUACACCUCCCCCGAGAGCCCAGCCCAGAGAGCCAGCGGGACCAAGACCGGGACCGAGAGAGGGAGCGUGAGCGGGACCGAGAACGGGAACGGGAGAGAGAGAGAGAACGGGAGAGAGAACGGGACCGAGACCGAGACCGAGAACGGGACCGGGACCGGGACAGAGACCGGGACCGGGACAGAGACCGGGACCGGGAACGAGAUAGAGAUAGAGACCGGGACAGAGACAGAGAACGAGAACGAGACCGGCCGUUGUCCUCUAAUGAAGAUGAACUGCUCCUGCCGGAGAACCGGCGGCGGCUCCCGCUGGAGGAGCAGCUGCAUUACCUGCAGGCGCGUCUGGACGAGGUCAGCUCGGGGAAGCACAGCAUCGGCCAGUCGCGCAGGGCCAAAGCUCUCAGGAAGGAGGUCAGCGUCGUCAAGAGGAAGCUGGCGCACCAGCGGGAGGGCGGCCCCGGCAUCGGGGGGCGCGAGUCGGCGGGGGGAGGAGGAGGAGGAGGAGGAGGAGGAGGAGGAGGAGGAGGCGGGGACCGGGGGGGCUCCUCCCUGCCCUCCCAUCACCCGUCGUCCUCGGGCCACCACGACGAAGGGGGCGAAAGCAGCAGCCAGGAGAUCGGGGGAAAAGAUAUGAGCGUGUCCUCGUCCGCCCUGGCGCCCGAGGUGGGCCGUCGGACGUCCGUCCUCUUCUCCAAGAAGAACCAAAAGAUGGCCGGGCCCCCCAAAAGGCCGGGGCGACCCCCCAAGAACCGGGACGCCGGCUACCCCGGUGCCGGGUUGGGCCAGAGCCCCAUCGGACCCCCCCAGCUGCCCCUGCUGUCCCCGAGCAGGCAGAGGAAGAGGCCCCGCAGCCCCCGCAGCAGCUCCAGCUCGGACAGCGACAGCGACAACGACGACCUACUGCCGGGGUUGCCAAGUAACGGUUUCGAUGGAAGAAACCAGCCGGUGACGGAGAGCUUCCGCGUGUACCGGAGCGAGUCUCGGCUCCCUCGCUCCAGCUCGGACUCCGAGUCCACCACCAGCAGCAGCAGCAGCGCCGCUUCAGACCGGACCAGCACGACCCCCUCCAAGCAGGGCAGGGGGAAGGCCUCGUUCUCCCGCUCCGCCUUCCAGGAGGACAGCAGCGAGGAGACGUCGGGCACCGAAAACGAUUCCUACUCGGUCGGAGGAUCGCGGAGCGUUUCGCACUCUCUGGACCUGGUGUGGGCCAAGUGCAGAGGCUACCCCUCCUACCCGGCUCUGAUAAUUGACCCGAAGAUGCCCAGGGAGGGGGUGUUCCACCGGGGCGUCCCGAUACCCGUCCCCCCGUUGGAUGUGCUGAAGCUGGGGGAGCAGAUGACCCAGGAGGCCAGGGAGCACCUGUUCCUGGUCCUGUUCUUUGACAACAAAAGAACAUGGCAGUGGCUGCCGCGCUCCAAGCUGGUGCCGCUCGGGGUGGAUCAGGAGCUGGACAAGGAGAAGAUGCUGGAGGGCCGGAAGUCCAACAUCCGCAAGUCGGUGCAGGUGGCCUACCACCGGGCCAUGCAGCACCGCAGCAAGGUGCAGGGAGACCCCAGCAGCGAGACCAGUGACAGUGACUGAAAAACAACAAACAAACAAACAAACAAACAAACAAAAGCACACGUCGUGGAGACAUCCCUCCAUCACAGAUCACGAGAAACGAGAGUGGAGGGGACCGAAAAAAAAACAGACACACGUCCACUACGUUGGCCCAUCGUGCACACUAAGCCGUAUUUAAUCUGACAUGUAAAAUAUUGUAUUUAAGAGAAUUGAAAUUGAAUUAAUAAUAAUAAUAAUAAUUAUGAUGGGAAGGGGAGAAAGGAAAAAAAAAAAGGCUGUUGUUCAGAAUCACCAAUCAAAAAAAAAUAUUCCUCGUUUUGUGGCGGAUAUGUUUUAUAACUAAACGAGAGGCGACCUCCUGACCUCUGGCGCUCUGCUUCCAGCCGCCAACGAUGAUGUUAUUUAUUCUGCGCGCUCGCGGUCGAACGAGCGCCCUUUUUCUUUUUCUUUUUUUAAUAUCAUGGACUACUUCUAAUCACUCCGGGCUGCACAAAGACAUUGUGCACCUUCCUCUUCGUCGCUCUGUGUUCAUCAUGUCUCCUGUUUUUUUUUUUUUUUUUUACGUUUUCCUUCGUCUCCGACGGUUACACCCAUCACGCGGUCGCCGGGACGACGAGGACCGAUCGCCUUCGCGGGCCUGUCUUAGACUCAGGCCGGUGGCUUUAGAACUUUUUUAUAUAUACAGAUUGCAUAAAGAAUAGAAAAGUUUAAUAAUAAAAAAAAAAAAGAGUUGAGU